AUGAAUGAGCAGAACUGGAAAGUCUGUGUUCCCUGCAAUCUGAAACCAGUGAUGAUGCGUGGUAUAAAAUCACAUGCCAUGGUUUUGGCUCCUUCUGAUGAGGAUCAUACUAGGGUUGAGUUGGUUGAGCCACCGGUGGAUGCAGCCGUGGGGGAGAGGGUGACCUUUACUGGGCACUCUGGUGAGCCUGAGGCUUCUCUCAGUGGCAAGAGCAAGGUGUGGGAGAAGCUAGUCGCUGACCUGCAUAGCACUGGCGAGCUUGUGGCCUGCUACAAAGAUGUCCCUUAG
Molecule: messenger RNA, 288 nt
Organism: Miscanthus lutarioriparius
Lineage: Eukaryota; Viridiplantae; Streptophyta; Magnoliopsida; Poales; Poaceae
Source: the annotation of a GenBank genome assembly